Molecule: messenger RNA, 360 nt
Organism: Staurois parvus
Lineage: Eukaryota; Metazoa; Chordata; Amphibia; Anura; Ranidae
Source: the annotation of a GenBank genome assembly
GCACACUGAUCAUCAGUGCCCUGAUCAUCAGUGUACACUGAUUAUCAGGGCACUGAUCAGUGCCCUGAUGAUCAGUGUAGCCCCAUCAGUGCCACCUGUCAGUGUCCAUUAAUGUCACCUGUCAGUGUCCGUCAAUACCACCUGUCAGUGCCAAUCAAUGCACAUCAAUGCUACAUAUCAUUGCUAAUCAAUGCCACAUAUCAGUGCCUACCAGUGCACAUAAAUGCCACAUAUCAGUGCCCAUCUGAGCUGCCUAUCAGUGCUAGUCAGUGCCGCCUAUGAGUGCUGCCAAUCAGUGCCGCCUAUCAGUGCCACCUAACAGUGCCAGUCAGUGCUGCCUAUCCGUGCCGCCUUUCAGUG